GCAACAGUCUCCCUCCUUCGAUGACCCGAGCUAGAGGCACCAAGAGUGGAGAGGCUGCAUACAAAGCCGCGCGUCGCGCAACAUGAAGUCAAAACGAAAUACAAAGGCUGCAGCGCUUGCUUCACAAAUUGCCGCUCCGACGAGUGCAAAUCAAAAUGCCGUCGCUGGUGCAUCAAGGACCACUUCUAGCGCCCCGUUGUGCCGACCUCUACCGCUGCGACCAUUAUCCACAAGUGCGAACGUUUCCCAUCUCAGCUCUACCGAAUGCGCCGAGCCGCGAUCAGUGUUGGCUUUAUCGAGCGCUGAGCCAAACUUUAUUUCGCGAUGGACGUCGACCUCGCAGUCCAUAUGCAUCUGUUGCUGCAAGCACUGCAGUCGGCCUGCCACAGGCUCCAACAGUGCUCUUCAUGGCAGCAUCAUCUCUGAUCCAAAGCAAUUCUUCAGGACUGCACGUUUCGUCCGCGACUGACACUCUUGGUCUUUCCUCUUUGAGGACAGACCAGCAGCGCGAUGAUGUCUCGAGCUCAGUGGCAGUCGCGCUAGGAAGUCAUGUCGAGGCGUCAUCUUCCGGCACAGGAUUAUCUCAUCUGAUACUGCAGGCACAAAAUGUUCAACCUGUAGCAUCAACAGGGAGGGACACACCAGUUUCAAAUGAUGCACAAGCAUCCCAGUCGCUCAAACGCCCCCUUACUGCCCUAUCGAAGCCUUUUACGGCAACUGCGAGCCCAAGUAGACUUCCCAAGAAGCAGAAAAUGGGGAGGGCGAAACAUUCUGGUCAUUCUACAGACCUGCAGUCUCCACCACUUGCAAAUUUGUCAAUUGUGGAAGCCGUCAGCGGACAUGGUUCUCCGGCAAAAAAAGCACUGCCAGAUGAUCAUGUCAACGUGGAGACUGGUCAAAAGAUCUCAAGCCAACAUGAGCCGUCUCAUGCCAGUCAUGAUGGACAGCGGAUAGCGAGGCUUGAGAUCGAACUUGAACAGAUGCAUGAACGACUGGCCACGAUCUUGUUUGAGCAAAGCAACAAACAUCAAGCUGAGAUGGAGCAAUUCGAAGGCCGUCUGUCGAGAUUAUAUCAAUUACAGCUGGAAGGGAUGGAAGCUAGAUUGGAAGCACGAUAUCCAGAAUUUCAAAAUGGCAAAGAGUCUGAGGUCGAUGCAGAAUGGAACGAGCAAGGGUACUCAAGAGGAUGGCCCCUCACGGGCACUCAUACCGACUGCAACAACGGAAGGCCCUGUCCAAGAGCUUGUAACCUACAGGAAGAAUAUUUCAGCCCACAGCGAACUUGUAAAGGAGCUUGAUCCUUUGCUGUACAACGCCGCUCAUCGACUUCUCAUCUGCACCCUGUGCGCGCAAGUAGUCUCCCUUGAGCAGCUCGCCAGACAUGUCCAGGAAUACAAGCUUCACAAGGUACAAGGAUCUCAUGGCAAGAAGUGGCUUGGCAAGGUCAUCAAGUAUUGCAGCGAUCAUGGCUACGACCCCAUCAAGCCGGACACUUUUGAACCCCCGGCAAGCGCCAUUCAGCCUAUCGACGGUCUGCCCAUCCACGUCAAUGGCUUCCAGUGUCUCGUCUGCAAUUACAUCUGCCUCACUAAAAAGGUCCUUCAGAAGCAUCUGACAAAAGAGCACAAUCUAAAGCUCAAGCAAAGCACAAAUCAACCAGACGGAACCUGGCGCUCGACAGUCCCGUGUCAGCAACUCAGCCGUCAAGGACCCUUUUGUCGCUUAUUUGAAGUUG
Molecule: messenger RNA, 1735 nt
Organism: Protomyces lactucae-debilis
Lineage: Eukaryota; Fungi; Ascomycota; Taphrinomycetes; Taphrinales; Protomycetaceae
Exons: 3
Coding region: 156-1298 (380 amino acids)
Source: RefSeq, a predicted model, not a curated record